This is a messenger RNA of Paramecium tetraurelia, 5451 nucleotides long. RefSeq lists its product as uncharacterized. The record is from RefSeq and is a predicted model, not a curated record. Gene Ontology annotation, cellular component: nucleus. NCBI's taxonomy places the organism in Eukaryota, Ciliophora, Oligohymenophorea, Peniculida, Parameciidae. The transcript has 4 exons.
AUGUACAAACGUAUGUUUCUUGUGUUGCUGUUAGUCAGCCUGUCGUUGGAAUUUAAGACUUCAGUUAAAACAUAAAUAACUCCAUUGGAAACUAUUUUAGGAAUUGAUCCUUCUGGAUGGACAUGUGAAAGUCCAUCAUACAAGGAGUAACUGGGAGCUGAGCAUGACAUUGAAUAAUGGAUUGAUAUAGUAAAGCAUAAAGAUGGUUUUGAUGGUGAUUUGCAAGUAUUGGCAAUGGUUAAGGCACUUGUGGACAAAGUAUUAGCUUCUGUACAUCAUAUUUCUGGAAAUACUUUUGUACAAGUGAAACAUAUUCACCAUUAAUUGUCUAAACAAUUUAAAAAGUUAUCAGAAAUUGAGUCAUUAUCAUCCUGGUAUGAUAUCAAUGAUAUAUUGGGUUAUGUUGAAGUAUUAAAUAAAGCGAAAACUGACGAAGAUAAAAUACAAUUGGCCACUAUGAUUGCAUCCAAGAUCUCAGAACUCAUUCAAUAAAUCACUGAGAUUUAAUUGUAAUUGAAUUCCAUACCAGUCGAAAUAGAUGAUUUGUAUGAAUUAUCAACUCGAGUUAAUCAAAAAACCUCUGCAUGUAAGGAUGUCUGGGCACCAUUUUUGGAAGCAGAUGCUAAGGCCGAAGAAGAAGUCAAGAGAGCUGAACAAGAAUAAGAAGCAGCAAGGUUGUAGGCAGAGGCCGAAGCAAAGUAAUAAGCUGAAUAAGCAGAAGAAGAGGAAAGAAGAAAACAAGAAGAAGCAAGGGAGUUGGAAGAGUUGAAAAACAGAGUAGAACUUACACCAGAGGAGGCAGAAGCAUUAGAUAAGGAGGCUCAGCAUGAAUUAGAAUUAGCUGAGGAAGCUGAGAUUGAAGCAAAGAAGGAGGUGGAUGAGGCUAAAGCUGCUGAAAAUUAAGCAUAAUUAGAGGCUGAGAAAGAAGAAAAGGAGGCUGAAGAAGCUGCAUAAAGAGCAGAAGCUGCUGAAUAGGCUUUGUAAGAGGCCUAAAAGGCUGAAGAAGAAGCAUGUGUAGAUGCAGAGGAGGCUGAACGAAGGUUGAAGGCUGCUUAAGAAGCUGCAGAAGAGGCUAAGAGAAAAUUAGAAGAAGCAGAGAGAUUGGCAGAAGAGGCUAGAAAAACUAAGGAAUGUCAAGAUGAACCACCUCUUGAUGAACCAGUACAUGAAGAAUUUUAUGAAGAGGAAUUUGAAUUAAUAUCAGAGGAAGAAGGUUGUACUGAUGAAGCUUUGGAAGACUUGAUUGAUACUCUUAUUGAUGCAGCAACUUAACCAAGUGCUUAUUAACCUGGAUGUGGAUAUCCUGGAUGUCAAGAAUAACCAAUUAUUAUUGUGGUUGAAGAUGAUGAGGAUGAACCAUAACCAUAACCUAAACCAGAGCCAUAACCUGAACCACAACCUGAACCAAAAGAAGAGGAAGAAGUUAUUGUUGAAGAAGAAAUUGAGACUGAACCAACACCUGAUGACAAUAAAACAUUUGAAGAAGAAUAGUAGGUUGAAGAGACAGUAGAAGAAAUUGUUGAAGAGAUUGUAGAGGAAAUUUUUGAGGAAAUAGUAGAGGAAAUUGUCGAAGAGAUUCCAGAAGAAGAAGAUGAUGAUUUUGGUAGAUUAGAAUAUCCAGUUGAUCCUCCUGAGGAGAUACAAUAUUUAAUCUAUAAAUCAGAUGAUAAACAUGUAAACUCUCAUACUCAAGAAUCAUCAAAAUGGGAAGUAGAAGUCAAUCAUGGACCUGAAACCAGAAUCAAGGGAUCCACAGAAUAUAGUUAUGGAUUAUGGACAUAUUUCAGAUAUAAUGGAGCUACAAAAAUUUCAGAGAAGAAAGAAGUUCUAGCAGUUGGAGGUUUAAGUGGAGAUGGUUCAAGUCGAUUAGUCACACUCAUCGGAGAAGGAUUUUAUAACUUUUAAGUAUUUGAUGGAGACUCUGUGACAUAAUAGUAAAUAGAUUAUGGAAAAUAUUUGGAUGCUGAAUGGAUCUAUGUUUACUUUGGAUACAAAGAAGGCAAAGCAAAUGGUUAUGUCUAUUGGGCAAGGACUUAAGUGAUCAAAAGUGUGACAUUUACUGUGACAUAUCAAAAAAUAGUCAAUACUAUCAAGUUUUCAUCAGGAUGGUGGACUGGUUACAAAGCCUUCAAUGGAAUCAUAACUAAUAUUAGAGUUGUUUUGAAUAAAGACUCCUUUAUUGAAGAUGAUAUUAUUAUGAAGAAUGCUAUAGAAACUGAAUAUCCUGUUCCAAGUGAAACAGAUUUAGAGUAUUUGGAAAACAAAUAUUAUGAUAAGGUUGAAUAUGAAGGAUUAAUCACUGAACCCAAAUUCCAUUGGGAUUUGGAUAGACACAGAGAAUAUUCAUUUUCUACUUGGUUCAGAUAUGUUAGAAGAACAGAUAAAGCUGAUUAAUUGAUAUUCAGAUUGACAUCCAAUGAACCUGAUUCUGGAGAAGUAGCCCAUGGAGACAAUGUGUUAUCUUUAUGGUAAACUGAUGCAAUUGACUAUCAAUUCAAAACAUAUACAGUUGAGAAUUAGGAUAAGUUCAGCAACAUCGUAGAAACUGUUAAAAUCAAUCAGGAAUCAUAAUAAUUAUGGACCUAUGCAUAUUUUGGAUACAACAAUGAAGAUUUGGAAUUCUAUAUUGAAUGGCCAGAUAGUUCAGCAACUAAAUCAUUUAAAGGUUGGCAUGUUGUGGCCAAAUAUUGGGCUUUGUACUUAGGUUAGGACUUUAAGUACAGUUUCCAUGGCAAAACUGCCUAUUCAACCUUAAGAUUUGGAAAAGGGUCAUGGGGUGUUCCAACAGAAUUUGAAGAGUACAAAGUUGGUAAGAGUAAGUUAUGGCCAGGAGUACAAAUGAAAACUUAUGAGUCUAAAUGGUUGACACAUACUAAGGAAUCUGAAUAUGAUAGUUUAUUACAUGAGGAACCAGAAUGGGUUACUGAUGGUGUCUAUGAAUAUGGAUUUGGAAUGUGGACUAAAUUCUUCAUUACAAAUCCCUCACGUAUUUAUGAAAAGCCAGAUCGUAUCUUGAUUGCUAGAUUGGGUUUUAGUGAUAAUGAUUAGGCUGAAUUUGCUGUUUAUAUAGGCAGAGGUGACUACGAAUUUUGGGCUGGAUCAAUGAGACCUGUUUCCUACACUAAGAAUUUGGAUGGAUAUUGGAAUUAUAUUUAUUUCAGCUAUUCGAAAUUAUAAUAAAUUGCAGUUGGUUAUGUGAACUUCAACACAUUGUAAUAAAUACAAAGAACUAAAUUUGAGCCAUUUGAUGCUGAUCCUGCUAAUAAUUAUGCUCGUUUUUAUGUUGGAAAUUGGAAGAACAAUUAAUAUGGAUUUAAUGGUAGAAUGGCAUCAGCUGUAAUUCGUAUGGGAAGAGGCUCAUUUAUUUAUGAAAUAGAGUAAUACUAAACAUGGAUGGAACCUUAUUCAGUACCAGUUGAUGAAGAAUUGGGAACUAAAGAUUAUGAGAUAUAAGGAGCAGACAAUAAAGAUGCCGAAUCUUAUGAUACAUUCCUGUAUGAUCAUUAAGCAACUGAAACUCAACAAUAUUCAGUUUAUGGAUGGUUUAAAUAUUAUGGUGAUCUGUCUAAUAGUGAAGCUUAAACAAUUAUCAGACUAACCAAUAAUGAAGUUGGUCAUUUGAGUGAUGCUUCCAUAUUAGGAGAUAGAACAUUGACUGCCAUCUAAUAAGGAGGUAAUAUGAUAUUUGGCACAUAUGACAUUGGAUUUAUUGAUAAGGAUUACGAAGUCAAUAGACAGACAGAAGUUGAUCUUGGAGAAUAUAGAGGAAUUUGGAUGUACAUCUGGGUAGGAUAUUCUAGAUUUGAUUAACAGACAGGAUGGUUCUUGGGAUUCCCAGAUAUUAGUAAAGGUGGAGUUAUUAAAAAGACUCUCCACUUUUCACCAAAGUAUCUAGCAGUAUAUUUCGGAAAGGAUGGCAUCAACAAGAACUUUAUUGGUAAAUCAAGACAUGUUCAUGCUUGUUAUGGUACAACCUAAUGUUGGCAUUUUGUUAAUAAGGUAGAAGCAGAGGAGAAUUUGCCAGCAUGGAUCCCAUAUAAAUUGAAUAAUAAAUUUGAAUUCUUUGUUGAAAAAGAUCAAGAUGCUCUAAUUGUGGCCAAGGAUGGCAAUGCAGCAAUUGAUGUAGAGUUUACUGAGACCAAUUUCCCAGGUUCUGAUAUCGAAGCCAUUUAUGAAUAUGGUAUAGGAUUAUGGACAAGAUGGUUGAUGAAUUAUCCAUUCAUUUUGUUAGAGAAAGCUGAUUCACAUUCAAUCUUUAGAUUUACUACUAAUGCAUAAUAUGAGGAUGCUUAAUAAAAUGGUGAUAGAACUGUAUCAGCCUUUGUUGGAAGAGGAGAAUAUAAGUUUAGUACAUAUGAUGCUGUCCUUGAUAAGAAUGAUAUAAGUAUAGGUAGCAAGUUUGAUAAAGAGUUGGAAGGAUAUUGGAAUUUCGUUUAUUUCUGCUAUAAAAGAAUUCCCACUAAUCCUAAAGCAAUAGGAUAUGUGUUCUUGUCGAAUGCCAAUGUAGUAAAGAGAGUGGAAAUAGAUAAUGCUAAGCACUGGUUACUAAGAAAUUAUGCUAGAUUAGUAGUUGGCAAGAAAGAGUUUGGUCAUUCUGCAUUCCAAGGAAAAUUGUUUGAUCCUAGAGUCUUCUUAGGUAAAGGCAGUUACAUUGAGACUAGUGAAGACCUUAUUAAUGGUUUGAUUCCAAAGUUUAGAGCAUUCCCUCCUUAUAAGGAAAAGUAGGAUAAUGAGCCUGUUCAAGUGGAGAAAACUAAGAUUACUGCAAGAGUAUUCAAAUAGUAUGAGGAGAAAUACAGUGGUGUAUUUGAGUACAGUGUAUAUGGAUUUGCUAAAGGGAAUAAAUUAAGGAAUGUCACAGACUGGACUACUCUAGUAAGAGUCACACAAAAUACACCAGAUAUUUAGAAGGACAACGAGAAUGCUGGAGACAGAACUCUUUCAAUAUUCGCUGACAAAGGCAAAUGGAUCUAUAGUACUUAUGAUUACGGGGAUAUUGAAGUUGCUGAUGACGACGAUGGAGCAAUCAUCCACUAAUUUGAUAUGAAUAAACAAUGGGGCAAAUGGACAUAUUUCUAUUUUGGCUAUUCAUUUAAAUUGAAAUAGGCAUAUGCCUACAUCAGAUUCAUUGAUUAAACUGAAAAUUCAUUCUUGUUCGAAGAGGUUUACCACUUUGUUCCUAAUUAUUUGAGUGUGUUCUUCGCAGAAGAUGGCUAUGGAAAGAUGUUCGAUGGUGAAGCCUUUGAUUGGUAUUUGGGCAUUGGAGAUGGAGCAUUUACAACCACACCAGAUCCUAGACAAUGGCCAGUUGAUCCUGCCCCACCUCCUGAUAGAAUUCUAUCGGCACUUUUAGCAAAUCAAGGUUUCAAUUCAGGAAGAAUAGUAAAAGCUUAAACAUUCUUAUAAUUGGAAGGUACUAUAAAUUUAGUUGAGAUCAAACAAGAUGAAUGA